GAGGGCGCAGGCCCUAGCUCUGGGGAAAGUUUAUCCGCCACGGCUACAGCGGGGAUUUGACCAGGACGUGCAGGGCCCAGAGCCCAGCCCGCCUGCCCAGCGCUACUCGCUAGCUAUGGGCCUUGGCCCGACUGUCCUCCCGCUCUGUGCCUCCGUGUCUCUGCUGGGGGGCCUGACCUUUGGCUAUGAGCUGGCUGUCAUAUCCGGUGCCCUCCUACCACUGCAGCUGGACUUCGGGCUGAGCUGCCUGGAACAGGAGCUCCUGGUGGGCAGCCUGCUCUUGGGUGCUUUCCUCGCCUCCCUUGUCGGGGGCUUCCUCAUUGACUGCUAUGGCAGGAGACGAGCCAUCUUGGGGAGCAAUGUGGUGCUGCUGGCUGGCAGCCUGAUUCUGGGUCUGGCCGGCUCCCUUCCCUGGCUUCUCCUGGGCCGCUCAUCCGUGGGCUUCGCCAUCUCUCUGUCUUCCAUGGCUUGCUGUAUCUACGUGUCAGAGUUGGUGGGGCCGAGGCAGCGGGGCGUGCUGGUAUCCCUCUACGAGGUGGGCAUCACUGUGGGCAUCCUGUUCUCCUAUGGCCUCAACUACGUCCUGGCUGGCAGGCCUUGGGGCUGGAGGCACAUGUUUGGCUGGGCGGCUGCACCCGCUCUUCUACAGUCACUCAGCCUCUUCUUUCUCCCUGCUGGUGCAGAAGGCACAGCAGCCCGCCAAGACCUCAUCCCACUCCAGGGAGGGGAGACCAGCAAACUGGGCCUGGUGAAGGCACAGUACACCUUUCUGGACCUCUUCAGGGCUCAGGACGGCAUGUGGAGCCGCACAGUAGUGGGGCUGGGGCUAGUGUUGUUCCAGCAGCUAACAGGGCAACCCAACGUGUUAUAUUAUGCCUCCACCAUAUUUCGCUCUGUUGGCUUCCAUGGGGGCUCCUCAGCUGUGCUGGCUUCUGUGGGGCUUGGUACUGUGAAGGUGGUUGCCACCCUGAUCGCCACGGGGCUGGUGGACCGUGUAGGCCGUAGAGCCCUUCUACUCUCUGGUUGUGCUCUCAUGGCCUUGUCUGUCAGUGGCAUAGGCCUAGUUAGCUUUGCUGUGUCCCUGGAUUCUGGCCCCAGCUGCCUGGCCACAUCCAACACCAGCCAGCAGGUGGACCUGCCUCAAACCCCGGGUCUGCUUGUGCGUACAUCUCUACCACCAGUGCUACACACCAGUGGAGAUCAAGGACAACCAGUCCGGUCAGUCACUGAGAGACCCAUCCAUCCAGUCAUCACAGCGUCCCUGGGACCAGCUCUGAAUAUUGACUCCUCAGUGCCCACUAGUCCCAUCCCGGAGCAUACCCUCCUCUGCUGGUCUGCACUGGUUUGCAUGAUGGUCUACGUGAGCGCCUUCUCCUUUGGGUUUGGACCAGUAACCUGGCUGGUCCUCAGUGAGAUCUAUCCGGUGGAGAUCCGAGGGCGAGCCUUCGCCUUCUGCAGCAGCUUCAACUGGGCAGCUAACCUCUUCAUCAGCCUGUCCUUCCUCGACCUUAUCGGUGCCAUCGGCUUGGCCUGGACCUUCCUGCUGUAUGGGCUGACCGCUGUCCUUGGCUUAGCUUUCAUCUACUUACUCGUUCCUGAAACAAAAGGACAGUCGCUGGCUGAAAUAGAGCAGCAGUUUCAGAUGAGGAGGUUCCCUCUGAGCUUUGGCCACAGGCAGCACAGCGGUAUUCAGUACCGCCGCCUGGAGGUCUCCUCAGCCUCCUGAGGGGUCCGUCUGCUUGGAAGAUGCUGGGACAUUGGUUUCUGCAGCCCAGCUCCAGAUCCCUGCCUGCUGGGGCCUGGAACUCAUGAUCUAGAAUUCCUUCUGUAGAGAGCCCUGCUCCAGAGGCUGCCUCUUACCAGGGAGAGAGAUGAGCACCAAACUCUCCCUUUUGAGUGUGAGACUUCAAGGGCUCUGGAAGCUCUAGUUCCGUGCCUCAGUUUCCCUGUGGAGUUGGCUUGUCUGCCAUGUUUAUAAGGACAUGGUGUGGUGUGUUCACCAAGUGCUUCUCAGAAGACCUGGGAAGGAGGUGUCCCCUACCACCAGCCCAGACCAGCAGAGGCUGAGUCUCCACCUUCCUCAUCCCCUUGCCGGGGUCUUGUGAUCCAGAACCCGUAUUCACCACCGCCUUCCUCUUGCCCAAGAUAUUUAUCAGGUGCUGGGACUCUGACUGGGGACAGCAGGCUGUAACCAAGAUGGCUUUAUGACCCUGCCUCAGCUUCCCCCUGAAACCCUGUGUCUUACGGACUAGGCUGCUCCUAAGAUCCCUUCUCCACAAGGACGGAAGUCUCAGAGCAGGGACAUAAUAAGCACUCGGUGAGGGCCCCCAUCAAAUGGCUCUGGGGACAGGAGCUUUUUUUUUAACAGAGUGCAUCUCAGUUCCAGAGUCUAGCACUCUGGAACGUAAGAGCUGAACCACGACACGUGACAAGCACUAGGAACCCCACGGUUCCCGGGUUUCAGCAAGGGGCUUUGAAUGAAGGAAGGGUUUAGAGGGACUCAUCCAUGUGUUGGCUGUUGUGGCUUCUACUUUGGGUGCUAAUGACUCCCUACGGCCUCAGUUUAUUUGUCUGCAGAAUGGGCACAGUCGUACCCCUCAGGAUAUCUUGACUUACCCCAUCUCUCCCAGGAGGGUCUUCAGUGAGGUCCUGGGGGCUUCCGCUCACCCUGUUACACAGGGCUCUUCUUCAGGGCAUUGUAAAAAGGGUCAGUCAGCUGGAGACAAGCAAGUGGCUCAAGUCAGAGUUGCCAUAAGGAGGACGUCAGUAACAUAGUUUGUUCCUGGAUACUGGGUAGCUGACCUCACCAGCACUGUCAGCCAAGCCUGAUCUGGUGACCACACUCUCUAGAUAUUUCAUUCAUGACCAAUGGCGUGCUGGAUUAAGCCUGUGCUGGCUCCCCAGAGCCGACUCCCACACAGUCAAGAUUUCUACAGACAGGGUGCUAAGCACUGCAAUCGUUGUGAAAGUGUUCUAGUUGAUAGUAAAUGUCAUUAUAGUAGUCAGUGACAUCAUCACUGCCUACGUGAUGGUGCAUGCCUGUAAUCCGAGCACUCGGGGCUUAAGGAUUGAGUGUUGUAGACCAGCCUGGCUUCAAACUGAAACCUUGUCCAAACAAAUCGAUAGGAGAAUACAAAACCUGAGCCCGCGUUGCCACCUCCUAAGGUCUCUGCCGGCUUCUCCCUCCUCCGUGCUGCCGGGAUGUCUUCAUGUAGGUCUGACAGAGACAGAGGCAGGUAUAUGUUUUCCACUUAAGCACUCAGUGUCUUCACAAUGAACCAACCCUGGGUGAGCCUCUGCAUUCCAGAGGUUAGGGAACACUGUAGACCAGGGCUUGGUUUAUCGUUUGUUUUUUUUCUGGAGUUAGGAACUGCUGGGUCAAGUGUUAAUUAUAUAAAUUAAACUCAAAGAAGCCUCCUGUUGUAGCUGGUAUGUUGAAAACAUCGCAGAAAACGGUGUGUGUGUGUGUGUGUGUGUGUGUGUGUGUGUGUGUGUGUGAGAGAGAGAGAGAGAGAGAGAGAAUAUUCUAUUGGUCAGUUCAGCAGACACUUGCUCUUUGCCUCAAUGGAGGGAAGGGCCCUGAUACGCACGCAUCUUACCUUCUGGAAUGUGUGUCUGUCACCUAGCCCCAACUGCACGCUGACUGCUUACAGAAUGCUCUUCAGACGAAAUGUUUUCUCACACAAAGAUGUGUCAUUUAACAGUGUGUUUUGAAAUAAAUUAUCUUGAAGAC
Rattus norvegicus (Norway rat) is the source of this 3733-nucleotide messenger RNA. It is a transcript of the gene Slc2a10, whose product is annotated as solute carrier family 2 member 10. NCBI's taxonomy places the organism in Eukaryota, Metazoa, Chordata, Mammalia, Rodentia, Muridae. Gene Ontology annotation, molecular function: D-glucose transmembrane transporter activity; dehydroascorbic acid transmembrane transporter activity; transmembrane transporter activity. Gene Ontology annotation, cellular component: perinuclear region of cytoplasm; plasma membrane; membrane. Gene Ontology annotation, biological process: circulatory system development; D-glucose import across plasma membrane; animal organ development. The record is from RefSeq and is marked provisional.